AUGGCCUUUGUUCCUGCACCAGGCUACCAGCCUACCUACAACCCGACGCUGCCCUACCACAGGCCCAUCCCAGGCAAUCUCAGAGUUGGAAUGUCCAUUUACAUCCAAGGAGUGGCUAGCGAGCAUAUGAAGAGGUUCUUCGUGAACUUCGAGGUGGGGCAGGGCCCAGAGGCAGACGUCGCCUUCCACUUCAAUCCCCGCUUUGACGGCUGGGAUAAGGUGGUCUUAAACACGAGGCAGAACGGCAACUGGGGCAAGGAGGAGAAGAAAAGGAGCAUGCCCUUCAGCAGGGGCGCCGCCUUCGAGCUGGUGUUCAUGGUCUUGGCCGAGCACUACAAGGUGGUGGUAAAUGGGAAGCCCUUCUAUGAGUUUGGGCACCGGAUCCCACUACAGAUGGUCACCCACCUGCAUGUGGAUGGCGACCUGCAGCUUCAGUCAAUCAACAUCAUCGGAGGCCAGCCCACCCCAAACCAGGUGUGUGGUGUGUCCCCCUCUUACCCUUUGCCAGGUGAUGGUCCUGGGCAGUGCUACCAAGUGCUAAGUAACCUCCCUACCAUGGAGGGACCCCCAACCUUCAACCCGCCUGUGCCAUUUAAUGGGAGACUGCAAGGGGGGCUUACAGCCCGAAGAACCAUUAUUGUCAAGGGCUACGUACCCCCCACAGCCAAGAGCUUUGUCAUCAACUUCAAGGUGGGAUCCUCAGGGGACCUGGCUCUGCACAUUAACCCCCGGCUGAAUGAGGGCACCGUGGUUCGGAACAGCUUUCUGAAUGGCUUGUGGGGAGCCGAGGAAAGGAAGGUCCCCUACAACCCGUUUGGUCCUGGACAGUUCUUUGAUCUGUCCAUUCGCUGUGGCAUGGAUCGCUUCAAGGUGUAUGCCAACGGCCAGCACCUCUUCGACUUCUCCCAUCGCCUUUCGGCCUUCCAGAGGGUGGACAUGGUGGAGAUUCAGGGUGAUGUCACCUUGUCCUAUGUCCAGAUCUGA
Molecule: messenger RNA, 984 nt
Organism: Mesoplodon densirostris (Blainville's beaked whale)
Lineage: Eukaryota; Metazoa; Chordata; Mammalia; Artiodactyla; Ziphiidae
Gene: LGALS4
Product: galectin 4
Exons: 10
Coding region: 1-984 (327 amino acids)
Molecular function (GO): carbohydrate binding
Source: RefSeq, a predicted model, not a curated record